Cokeromyces recurvatus is the source of this 530-nucleotide messenger RNA. RefSeq lists its product as uncharacterized. Lineage: Eukaryota; Fungi; Mucoromycota; Mucoromycetes; Mucorales; Mucoraceae. The coding region runs from base 69 to 431 and encodes 120 amino acids. The record is from RefSeq and is a predicted model, not a curated record. The transcript has a single exon.
UUUUUUUAAGGAAAAAAAAAAGACUCUCUUUCCCACGAUUAAUCAUUAUUACAUAAAACAAGACAUCAAUGUUAAUGUGUAUAAUAAUAAUAAGCGUGUAUAUACAUGUAUACUGCUAUAGAGAAGAGAUAAACAACUACCAAGAUAUAAUAAUAUUACGCGUCGUAGCUGUAUACUUUUUUUUUGUUUUUUUAGUGUUGCGUAAACGUGUGGGGGAAAGAAGGGACCCGAGUUAUGUUGUUAUUAAUGACAACCGCGGAAUUGAUAUUCUAUUACUAUUUUGUCUACAAAUUUUACUAUGUAGUAGUAGUAGUAGUAGUAAUAAGAAAAAAAAAAUUUUUUUUUAUUUUAAUUACAAACUCAGCUAUCAUUAUUUUGACCUGUCAUUAAAUUUUAAAGAGAUAAGAAAAGUAGGUAUUGUUUUAUUAUGAAUAAUAAAAUGUUUUAGCCUAAUAAAAAUACACAUACAUACAUAUAUAUAUAUUUGAAGGAAAAGGGAAGUCUAUAAUAAUAAGAAAUAAUAAUAGUAA